Betta splendens (Siamese fighting fish) is the source of this 2859-nucleotide messenger RNA. RefSeq lists its product as uncharacterized. The record is from RefSeq and is a predicted model, not a curated record. The transcript is spliced from 4 exons. Gene Ontology annotation, biological process: regulation of DNA-templated transcription. Bases 285 to 1925 code for a protein of 546 amino acids. Lineage: Eukaryota; Metazoa; Chordata; Actinopteri; Anabantiformes; Osphronemidae. Gene Ontology annotation, molecular function: DNA-binding transcription factor activity, RNA polymerase II-specific; RNA polymerase II cis-regulatory region sequence-specific DNA binding.
UGAAUGCCGGAAGUACUAUUGUUUACCGACCGAAAGGAAACUCGAUAACUCCAGGAAAGAAUUCAUACCGUUCUGUUGUAGCGAAUCCCUAAAUCGUUAUCGCUGUCUAGUCAGUAAACCUGGUGAAUAUGGUAUUGCUAUUUUUGACGAAACUGUUCAUCAGUACCCGCUUUGUGGGACAUUAACGGAAUCCAAACCAGGGCAGCAAGCUAGUUAGCUAACAAUACCUUACAAAGGAUUCAACGCUAGGUUUGGUGCGUUGGAAAUAACUAGCCACUGGCACGAUGACUGAGGCUAUAGUAACUUUUCAGUCCCAGCUUUCUGGUGUCAUGGAAACGGUCUUCAAAGCUGCCAUGUACGAGAUCACCCGGCUGGUGGAGGACAGCUUUUUGGAGGAGAUAACACGGUGCAGAGAGCAGGUCGAGUCCCUGAAGAGGAGACUGAAGUGGUCCGAAAGCCGAAAAGAGGGGGAAAGGAGAGGGAGAUGUGUUGACUGUGGAAGGAUUGGGGUGUCUGGCGAGGAGACAGCCAGAGCCACAGAGAAACGUCUAAAACAAGAGAGUGUGUUGCAACAAGACACAAGUAGUAUCCAGGACACUGAUGGAGAAACACAUGACUGUGAAGUGGAGAAGGCAAAACCAGAGGCCCAGGAGUUUGAUCAGGCGACACAGUCUGUGGGUGUACAAAGUGAAAAGUUGGAUAAGCCGUUAAAAGAGGAAUCCCUAAGAAUCACACCAGAAGCAAAUCAGUCCCAAGACAGAUGGAAUGCCAGUUUGGAAGAUGCAGCAAAUCUGCCAGGGCCCAGUAAAACUUUUGGUGACCAAAAAAAGUGCCUUGACAACUGGGAGGCCAGUUUUCACCAAAAAACAGAACUGGACAAUGAUGGAGAGUCAGAGGAUCCAUCUGAACCUCUAUUUCAAAAUAGGUAUGGCAUGGAAGACCUAGGGGAUUUUGACAAAGCUGACUAUGGAGACACCAGUAUGAUAGACAUGGGUAAUUUGGAUGAGUUACCAGGGUCACCAUCGCACUUGGGUGAGGAUCUGAGUUAUGUGGGGCAUUAUGCGGGGAUGGUAGAAACACCCAAGGGGGCUGUGCAUCAAGCUUUCCAAACGAGUGCCCCACGGAAUAGAAGAGGCGCGGCAAAUUCCCCUUCAGCUUCACCUUUAAGUACUAACAUCGAUGAAAGUGGAGAGUUCAGCUGUUUAUUGAUUAAUGAGGAAGGAUAUCUACAGGACCCAAGUAUCUUAUAUCCUGGACAUGUUUUUGGUGAAUCAGGCAGCAGACUAAACUACCGUGGACAGGACAUUCACACUGAUCCAGCUUUAGAAAGCACAGAGGACAUGUAUAAGCAAACAGACACAUUUGAUACCUUAAAUUUGGGAAACAAGUUGCAACAUGAGGCUGGGAGAAAAUACAGCUGUUACCAAUGUUCAGUGGCAUUCAGUGAUUCCGCGUCUUUAAAAGCUCACAAGCAGACACACAAAGUCCCCACACAAAGACCAUCAUACUCCUGCACCCAGUGUGGAAAGACCUUUACUCAGGUCUGCAACCUUAAAGUCCACCAGAAGAUUCACUCUGGACAGGGGCUCCACCUCUGCAGCCACUGUGGCAAAGGUUUCCGUUGUUUUUCUGAUCUAAAGAUGCACAAAUGUGGCAAAACGGGUGACAAACCUUACUGCUGUGCUGUAUGUGGGAACAAGUUCAGUCGUCUGUGGAAUCUAAAGUUGCACCGGAGAAUCCACACACAAGAAAAACCACAUCGGUGCACCAUGUGCGACAAGAGCUUCACACGGGCAGACAUACUGAAGGUCCACCAGCGUACUCACACAGGGGAAAGACCAUACUGUUGUACUGUCUGUGGUCUCAGCUUUAAACGCCUAGAUCAUCUAAAAUCACAUCAACGAAAACACAUGUCAGAUAUUUAAGACUGGGACAUUUUUCUUGAUGAUUUAUUUUUUGCUUUUAAGUCUACCUUCAAAAUUGCUUCACCUUGAUUUGCAUAAUUUGUCAUAUUUGUGAAUAAAACACUUGGUUAAAUUAAAAUAUUAAUAUUUGUAUUGUAUUUUCUUAUUUGUGGUUAAGUUAAACAUUUACAAAUGUCUGAUAUAUGUUUCUUUGCCAUUAUUCUACAUUGCAAUUUUCAAGGUAUAUAUUUUUUUUAAAUUAGUAAAAUAAAUAAACUUUCACUUAAUAUUUGGAUUUAAUAAGAUGCAUCUGCCAUUUAUUGGAGGUAUGGGACAGAGCUCAUGUUACUUGUUGAUGAGAUUUAUGAAAGGGAACCAUAUUUUAGUUAACGAUUUUUAGUCUUUUUCCACAUUGGGUCAAACUAGAUUAAAGUCUUUUGGAACAGCCUUGCAUUUGUGUUUAAGAUAUCUGAAACCCAGUAACACCAUACUUUGUUCUCCAUGUCUGAAAGUUUAGUUGUGUAAACUGGAUUUCUUCUUUUCAGUAGAAAUGUAGGUUUCUUCAGUCUGAAGUCUGAGACUGGAGAAGCCACAUUUAUUGGUGGCGAAAUGUUUCUCCUGAAAAGAAAAAAUCUAGUUGACAUUACUCAACAUUCAGACAAUUUCUUGUUCUCCAUGGUAUGGCAUUUUAUCUUUUUUUACUAAUACUUCUCCCACUACUGUAAAUAUGCAUGUGGCACCCAAUGACAAGGCCCGCAGGCAUGUACUGUAUAUACAUUGAGUAUUUUUUAAACUGCAAAUGUACAUGUUAUCAUAAACAUCAAGUUUUGUGUAUUCUGUAACUGGCAUUGUGGUGUGGGCUUGAUCAAAAUUAUACUUCAGUUAUUUGAAGGCACAAAAUAAAAGAAUUGUAAUGAUGUGGAUAAAAAAAAUUCAAAUAAAGAAACAAAUUUUU